CACCUUGUUGUGAUGUUUUAGGAAUGUUUUUGUUAAUUCUAACUUCAGGUGUAUUUACAUCUGCCCGGAUAGCUGGAACAACUGAACCAGACCCUGUGUCAUUACUAUGUACUUGCUCAAGGAUAAACUUUGCUGAGAGGAAAUAUGGAGGCACCACGUUUGAUAUUCAAGCAGAAAUAAAUUUUCAAAAUCUGAAAUGUAGAGAGAAUGCUGAACGCCUUCGAUGGAAUCCAAUAGCUUCUAUUUACAUAGGGAAUAUUACAACAAUCCUGGACAGCGGCACCAUAAAAUGCAGUGAUUAUAAGAGUCUUUGUCAGAAGAACUUCAGUUUCACAGCAAUUCCUCCUAAUCAAAAUAUCAUCGUUUGGAUCCAGACAAAAAUUGACGAUUUCAACUUUUGUCAACCCAUUGUGAUGCCAACAGCUUCUGUCCAAAUUACACCUAAUUAUAGCCUGGAAACAAUACAACAAGAGUCUCAGCCAAGCAAAUCAUCGUUUCAACCCUCAUCCUUUGACUACGUGAUAUUUGUGGCUUCUUUUCUCAUUUUAUUAAUGAUUGCAUUUGUUGUUUGGUUUAACUUUUUUCGAAAAAGGCGGGAAGCGAAAGCGAAGCUGAAUAUCACACCUGAUGCUGCAUCAUCUCUAGAGAGUUUGAUGGAGUCUCCGUUAAGGCUUUCACAUACAUUGGAUAGAGACAUCGUAGUAGUUGCAAUGCCAAAUCAGGGAGAAACUAGGUUUCUGCAGCUUUUCAAUGAAAUAAAGUCAAGAAGUAAUGUCCGCCUUGUCAUUCCUGAAAAUUGUGAAAUGGAUAUAUUUAAAAACAUGGACAUAUGGAUUUCUAAUUGUAUCAAAAAAUAUCAAAGGUUCCUGGUCCUGUUAACCUUGGAUCUGGUGUCUGAUGAAGAUGUCAGCUGUUCGAGUCCUUUUUGUGAAGUAAAAAGAAUUCUUUUUCGACGGCUGUUGUUGAAUGUAAACAGUACUGAGGAAAUAACAAAGAAAAGACUAUUUUAUAUUUUUCUGGAUCCGCCUGUUGAUAUUUUACAUUAUGCCUCUCAAGGAUUGACCGAGUCUCAACCUUACAAACAUACAUACGAUCUUUCACAAGAAGGGAAUUGUCUAGAUCAAACUAGCAGGCUUUUGUCUGAUCUAAUGAAUAGUUUUUGA
Molecule: messenger RNA, 1163 nt
Organism: Saccostrea cuccullata (small rock oyster)
Lineage: Eukaryota; Metazoa; Mollusca; Bivalvia; Ostreida; Ostreidae
Exons: 6
Source: RefSeq, a predicted model, not a curated record